UAGACAGUUAGCAUUUUGUUUGUUUUUUAUACAAAUGUGAAAUAACCCUUUAGGUGAUAAACAGCAUUGAAUGAGCAAAAAAUCAAUCAGUACGAGAUGCAGGUGCCUCUGCUCCACCGAUAUACCCAGAUGGCGCUGCUAAAGAAGCAGGUUAGGCGGAAGGCGAAGGAGCUGCGGCUGCGCAGGCGAAGAGCCCGUCGACGCCUGGAGGUAAUGCGCCGGAUCCGUGACCAUCUGCUCCGCAGGAUGCGGAACUUGAUAGAAGUGCGACAACGGGAUGCGGAGCUGGAGAGGCGGGAACAGGCGCGAAGGGCGGUGGGCGGUAUGCUGGCUAUGUAUAAAAGCUGGCUCCGCAACUGGUCAAAAGCUUUGCGGCUACAAGGUCGCUUAAUUCGGCACCAGGAGCUGCUGAAAAAAAGGCUGCAUCGCAGGCUUCAUCAAUUGAGGAAGCAGCUGAAGAAGCGCCGGCAUCCACAACAAUUGGUGGACAAUUCCUUUCACAAGCUUGAAAAGGCGGUAAAAAAGUGGCAGAACAGCUCGAAUUACCAUAAGUUUAUUGAAGGUCAAGAUGAAAUCUGGGACGCAGAGGCAAACGAAGUUCGGAAAUUCUUAUCAGACAUUCGGAGCAGGCGUUCCCGCAAGAUCCGUAGGGUUAAGGUAAGCCAGGAUGAAGACUUAGAGGACUUUGCGCAUUUUUGGAUGACUGAGGUGCAGCGAAAAAGCGAAAAGAUCAAGAAACGUUUAGCUUCCGAAAAACCAAAAGGUGACUUGGAGUUGGAAGAGCUUUCGCCUACUAGAAAGCCGCUUAUGAAAAAGGAGAAAUCCAAGCCCAAUUCCAUCUAUCUCAGUAUAGAUGAACUCGUCAUUCAAAAAAAAGUGAAAAAACUGGGAAAAAAAAGGAAAGCUGUCCGGAAGCAAAGGGAACUAGAUCCCACGAAACCUUCAUUCGAUGAACUAAAGAUAUUGGUAAAAGAACUCAUAAGAUUCGAUAAGAGGAAGAAAGAAAGACACAAGAAACACAAACAUCGUGUUCCUAGGAAGCCGAAAGGCACCGUGAAAGCCAUCGUUAUAAAAGAUCGUCAUAAAGGUAUGAGGGAAGAACUUGGCCUAUCAGAUAUUUCAAUGAUUUCAGAUCCACAAUUGCCUAAGAAAGUAAUUCGAAAAAAGCCCAGAAAAGUAGUUCACCCAAAACUGAAGAAGUUGGAUCCGGUCAUUGUACCAGAGCCGAAAAUCCUAAAAUCUGAGGUAUUAGGUUCCAAAAAAAGAGGAAAGUUUAAAAACAAGUUUAAGAAACAUAAAACAAAGUUCGUGGAUAUGGUUAUUAAAGAUGAGCUAAGAGCACUUUUGCAAGAAAAGAAAACUAAGAUAGAUUUUCGUCGUGGCAGACAGACCUUAGCUGCCUCAGGAACAUUGCAACAUAAAAAGACCCCCUUUAUGAAACCAAAAAAUAUAGUAUCUAGGUUGUUUAACGACCUUCCCCUCUUUAUGAGGCACCAAAUAAGAAAAAAGAAAUUCGGGCACCAUCCCAAAGGCUACUACAGUAGUUCAACUAGUUCAACUUACUUCGAAGAGGUUGAUCCAAAUUCUGAUUCCGGAAAAAGCGCGGUCGCGGGUAAACAGAGGAAGGGACAUAAGUUACACGCCGAUAGCAGCGGUUCCAAAAUAAAUGUUAUCGUCGAUCUAACCUUGCAUCAAGAAAGUGAUGAAAAAAAUGUUUCUUUUGGAAAGCAUAAGCAAAAAUCCAAUCAACGAAACGUAAUUGGUCCAGCCCCUCGCCUUUCAGAAGACGGAGAUCUGUUUGGCAAACUUAAGCAUCGGCCCAAACUAACUGAAAAGAGCGGUUCCCAAAUCGAAUUCGCCACGGAUAGUGUUAUAUCUCUGAGCGAUUCAAUAAAUAAGAUUAUAACGGCCAACCGCCCACGGAGAAGUGUUCGCAGAUCUAUCCGCACACCACUAACGCUGCCCAAAAAGCUGCGUGUUGCUCCUCCGAAGGGUCAGGAAGAGAGCCACUAUCAGUCUCUGAAGAAGGACAUUAUGUACAUCCGAGCAAGCGAUGAGGAGUCAGCGCAGCAGAGGAAGUCCAAAAGAUACUCAAAUCGCUUGUCGGCUAGCGAUCCAGGAGUGAACAGUCGGAGGCAAUCGAAGAGGUUCCUUCCAAAGAGCGUUUCCGAUAGCAACCUUUCUGAGCUCAGGCCCAAGAGUCGGAACAUAAUUGGCGAUUACAACCGAGACAAUAAUCAAACCACCGGUGGCGAUCAGCCCCACAUUCAAAUUGGGGAAACUCGGAUUAAGUCUGCAACGCAGAGUCGCGAUCCCCAGAGCACCAGAUCCCCCACCAAGGAUAAACCCCGCCAGCCUUUCGAAUUCAACUAUGAGGCUCUCCCAGAUGAUCUUGAGAAAUUCUUCGACCCCUUACGAGAUCAAACAUAUACUUAUGACCGACACGAUAAGACCCCGGACGGGCAUUACCUGGCGGGCCUCCUUAAUCCUAGCCACGGAAGGUUCGCUAUGAAAGAUCUGAUAUCAGAUGCUAAAUAUAAGCCCUUGCAGAGGUUACUCAAAGCCGUCAUAGAGAAUAACCAUAUUAUAGAGUUUGUGGCGGAUGUCAAGGGCCUUAUGGAGGCAGUGGGGCAGCAUCCGAUGUGGGCCCACCUACAAAACCUUCACAGUGAACUCAUGGAAUCGGGCGUCAGUCUCGAUGAGGCUAAGCAAAUGCUUACCACGAAAUAUUUGGACUUCCUCAAGGGUAUCGUAAGCGAAAUGCACCUUCCACGGAUACAGCCGCCACGAGAUUCAUUGCUCAACGUUGUGGAAGGCGAACCCGCCAAAUCGAAACCGGCGAGCCAGGUCGACAGGUUGUUGGAAAGGAACUUGUGGAACAGGCAGCGGCUCAGCACACGACUCAUUCCUUUCGGGAUGCGAGGACUUCGAGGGAAUAGGAGCGCUACGCCCCAUAGCCGGCGCCAAUCCCAGGAUGCCAGGAUGAACAGCGUGCUAUACAAAAAACUGAUCGAGCAGGAGAUGAAUGCAGAGCGACUGGAACGGGAGGAGCGCAAGCGGCUAACCUACGGAUCCUUCGGAUCGUCCAUGAGCAUUAACACCAGCUUGGAACUGGCGCCCAAUGAGGAGCAGGAAGUGCGUGAUAUCGAGAUGCGGUACUCCUUGGUCAACAUCAAGAGCAUUGUGCAUGACCACAAUCUGAUGUUCAAGGCAAUGGAGCGUAAAGGAACGACGGCGAAGCUGGUUCAUAAGGAGAUGGAGGGGAAACUUGAGAAAAUGAUUUCUACUGCGCGCUUCAGAAGACCUAAAGAGAAGUUUUCGACUUCUACGACGCACAAGAGGCGUCGAAACCCCAGGCCCAUCGAGCAGCUUUACUACUCACCCCGGAAGACUUGUCGACUGCAGAAGAUCUCUGAUUCUUCGGGGUGCUCGGGAUGUGAGUCCGGGGAGAGCGGAAUCGGGGAUUCGAUGGUCCUGGAGAAGUGUCCCAGAUGUGGAGUCAAAGUGCCUGUUCCGGCACCUAUUUCCUCUUUUCCCCAGUCUGCCUCAUCCAGCAGGGAGAUCUUGUCCAGCGGUUCAAUAGAAGCCUGUGCCAAACACGAGCUGAUAAUCAAGAGCCUUGCAGAUCUUUGCACACGCUGUGGCUGGGUCCAUGAGAGGGGGCAUCCUUGCUCCCAGUUACCCUUUAAUACGCGGAAAUGCAAACUCCUAAAGAGGAUUAAGGAUACCAUACGAACUGCUCAGGAUUGUCCGGCCUUUUGCUCACCCCGCGGGAUUCUCAAGAAUCCCAGAAGUUGAUCCUUGGACGGAACACAAGGAACUGUUGCAGCCAUCAAGUGGCAACCAAACUCCGGAAAUGCACGGAUAUGAGCACCAAAUCAGCCGGCCGAGGCGAAUGAAACAUUUGGUUUAAGUGCUAAAUAAAUUCCAGUAAUGAG
Drosophila biarmipes is the source of this 3938-nucleotide messenger RNA. RefSeq lists its product as uncharacterized. NCBI's taxonomy places the organism in Eukaryota, Metazoa, Arthropoda, Insecta, Diptera, Drosophilidae. The coding region runs from base 97 to 3798 and encodes 1233 amino acids. The transcript is spliced from 2 exons. The record is from RefSeq and is a predicted model, not a curated record.